Triticum turgidum subsp. durum (durum wheat) is the source of this 897-nucleotide messenger RNA. NCBI's taxonomy places the organism in Eukaryota, Viridiplantae, Streptophyta, Magnoliopsida, Poales, Poaceae. The record is from the annotation of a GenBank genome assembly.
AUGGGUCCAGGCGGCGGAGGAGCCGACCUCAUCAGCGCCCUCCCGGAGGAUCUGCUUCUCCAGGAGCUCCAUGUGGACACCAGGAUCCCCUUCACCUACCGCAUCGACAUCAGGGCGCCCGCGCUCAAGCGAUUGGCCAUGUCCUUCAGCACCAGCGACAAGAUCAUUGUGCUGGUGUCCGUUUUGGCGCCAAUGCUGGAGACGGUCUCAUGGCGCUGCACCUAUUCCACAGUGUCUGCCCGGUUUGGUCUUUGGGGCCUCUCAGAGGUGAGGUUACAGACGGAGGAGAACAAUGGACAUGGCGGGCAGCUUCCUCCUCACGUCAAUGUCCUGUCGCUCUUCGUGGCUGCAGAUGAUUCAUAUGAGUUUCCAGAGGAAGUCAGCCUUACGACGGAGAUAGAGAAACAUAUGGUUACCCAUUUCUCUGUUUUGGAGCUACGUAUCGAAACGUGGGGGCAUGUUUUUGGAGCAUUUGCAUUGCACAUCCUUGAAAUGGAUCAGAUUUCCACUGCUAUACAAAGCCUUAAAGUCAUCCUGCUGAGUUCAGAGGAUGAUGAAGCAUGCCCACAAAAUUGCCCUUGUGAGGAGCCCAGUAACUGGCGAAGCCAAACUAUCUCCUUGACCAAUCUUGAAAAAGUGGAAAUCAAAGGCUUCCAAGGAGAAGGUCAUGAGUUUGAUUUCUUGAAACUGGUAUUUAGAUGCGCACCAAUGCUGAAAACAAUGUCUGUGAGGCUGUCAGAUGAGGUCACAGCAAGUAACGACGAUUGCUGCAAGAAAAUACAUGACGUCUUCAAGAUGUAUCCUUUUGUGGAAUGCAAUGUGAUUGUGGAUCUUAGUCCUGAAAUGUCCAUUGUGAUGGUCCUAUGUUUUGGCAAUGUGUUUGCCUUGGAGGAGUAG